Molecule: messenger RNA, 1708 nt
Organism: Mercurialis annua (annual mercury)
Lineage: Eukaryota; Viridiplantae; Streptophyta; Magnoliopsida; Malpighiales; Euphorbiaceae
Product: cytochrome P450 726A27-like
Exons: 2
Coding region: 175-1677 (500 amino acids)
Molecular function (GO): heme binding; iron ion binding; oxidoreductase activity, acting on paired donors, with incorporation or reduction of molecular oxygen
Source: RefSeq, a predicted model, not a curated record
AUAAUUUUUGAAUCUGUAUCUUAGAAUAGUUACUAGUGCAAAGAAAAUAUACUUGCGUAUCAUGAACUGUUUUUGAUUAUUUUCUGUUCCAUCAAUAAAAAAAAAUCUUAUCAAUUCAAACUUGGAAUAACUUUAUCUUCGUUUUCUCUUUGAUUAAACGGUCAAAUUACACCAAUGGAUUUCCAAUUUCCGAUUUUGGUCACCUUCCUCUUCAUUUUCAUGUUACUAAAGAUCGUACGGAAGAAGAAUUCCGUCACCGAUAAGCCUCCUCCGGGACCCUGGAAGUUACCGUUGAUCGGAAACAUUCACCAGGUGGCAGGCCAUCAACCUCAUCAACGGUUGACAGAGUUAGCCAAAACUUACGGACCCGUUAUGAGUUUUCAGCUUGGCCAGCUCUCUACAGUCAUAAUUUCUUCGUCAGAAACAGCUCAACAAGUUCUGAAAACACAUGAAACUAACUUCGUCGGAAGACCUGCUCUUCUUGCUGCCGAUAUCAUGCUUUAUAAUCGUUCCGAUAUUUCGUUUGCUCCGUAUGGCGAUCACUGGAGAUUCAUGAGAAAAAUUGCAGUUCUUCAGCUUUUAAGCGCCAAGCGUGUUCAGUCUUUCAAACCCGUCAUUGAAGAGCAAAUCUCGAGUUUUAUCGAUUUUCUUUAUUCGAAAGGCGGAUCGCCUGUUAAUUUAAGUAAGACUCUGUGUGCUUUAGGGAAUUCUGUCAUUGCCAUUACUUCCAUCGGAAAGAAAUUCAAGAAACAGGACGAGUUUCUGAGAGUGAUCGAUAAGGCUAUUAGAGUGUCGGGUGGUUUCUGUGUUGCUGAUGCUUUUCCGUCUUUUAAACUCAUUGGUACGAUCAGUGGUUCGAGUUCUGUGCUGAACAGAGCUCAUGAAGAAGCAGAUCGGGUUCUUGAAGAGGUUAUCGGUGAACAUAAAGCUGACAGGAGGGCUGCAUCUGAGACGGAACCUGACAAUGUUCUUGAUGUUCUUUUGGAUAUUCAAGAAACAAGUGAAAAUCUUGAACUUCCUAUAACAACGGACAACAUCAAAGCUGUCAUUCUUGACUUUUUUGGAGGCGCGGGUGACACAUCACUGGUGACGGUUGAAUGGGCAAUGGCGGAAAUGAUAAAGAAUCCAUCGACAAUGCAAAAGGCACAAGAAGAAGUGAGACGGGUAUUUAGUGAAAAUGGAAAAUUUAAUGAUGAAAGCCUUCACUAUUUGAAGUUAGUCAUCAAAGAAACGCUAAGAUUACAUCCACCGGUAGCAUUGAUUCCAAGAGAGAGCGGUGAGAGAUAUCAGAUGAACGGAUAUGACAUUAAUCCCAAAACUAAAAUUCUGAUCAAUGCUUGGGCAAUCGGAAGGGACUCUAAGUCGUGGGCUAAUGCUGAAAAAUUUGAUCCAGAGAGAUUUGUUGAUAGUUCGGUUAAUUAUAUGGGAAAUAAUUUUGAAUUCGUCCCGUUUGGUGCCGGAAAAAGGAUGUGUCCUGGCAUAGUAAUGGCUAUGGCCAUUAUUGAGCCUCUGCUUGCGAGAAUGUUGCUCCAUUUUCAGUGGAAACUUCCCAACGGUGCUGAACCGAAGAGUCUAGACAUGGCUGAUGAUUUUGGUCUUGUUGUUAAAAGAAAAAUAGAUCUAAAUUUAAUUCCAAUCCCAUUUUGCUGUACUAAAGACAAUGAGGAACAUAUUUAAAUUGAAAUUAAUGAAGUUGCUUUAUAUUUAA